Closterium sp. Naga37s-1 is the source of this 1539-nucleotide messenger RNA. NCBI's taxonomy places the organism in Eukaryota, Viridiplantae, Streptophyta, Zygnematophyceae, Desmidiales, Closteriaceae. The record is from the annotation of a GenBank genome assembly.
AUGUGUGAAUUUGUCGUGGUUCAACACAUGCGGCUGUCGCAGGCCAAUGAGCUGGAGCGGCGAAAUCAACGGUUCAUAGCGGCACUUGCACGGGCGGAUCCGACAUUUGACCCCGCGAAGCAAACCCUCAUGGCCUCUCAGGUGCAAUCAUAUUUGACCAGUGUGAUGGCCGUGGGUCGUGUCGUGUGCGACGCAGAGGCGGCAUCGGCGCGCCUCAACGACUCCUCAGUGCUCCUGGAAGGAUGCAUCGACCCUUGUCAGGGCGUGAGGGUGUGGCUCGAUCUGCCCCAUCUGCCGUCCCUCUCGCUCUUCCCAGGGCAGAUCCUGGCCGCCAUGAGAGCGCGGCUCAAUUUGCGCCAUCUGCCAUCCCUCUCGCUCUUCCCAGGGCCCGGUGUAAGGGUGCGCCUGGAUCUGCGCCAUCUGCCAUCCUUCUCGCUCUUCCCAGGGCCCGUUGAAUCGAAAGAGAGCAACUCACACACUCCGGCUCCUGCUCUCCCACCAUCCUACCCCACCCCACCCCACAGCAUCGACCCCUGUCAGCGGGUUAGGGUGCGCCUCGAGCUGCGCCAUCUGCCAUCCUUCUCGCUCUUCCCAGGGCCCGGGGUCAGGGUACGGCUUGAUCUGCGCCAUCUGCCGUCCUUCUCGCUCUUCCCAGGGCAGAUCCUGGCCGAUGGGGAGGGUGGAGUGGAGAAGGGGACAGAGGAGAAGGUGGGUGGUGAUGCUGCUGGUGGUGGUACUGUGGCUUCUGACGGUGGUGCUGCUGAGUUGCAAGAGAGGGUGGAGGCUGGGACUGAGGGGAUGGAUACAGAAGGAGUCAGGGCGGUGGAGAGCGGUGCUGCUGGUGUAAAGGCCGAGGGUAAUGAGGAAGAGGAAGAGGACGAUGAUGAGAUCAGGAUCAUCGCGGCAGCAGGUCCUUUCACCACUAUUGACUCAUGGUCGUUUGAGCCGCUCAAGGACCUCAUCAGAUUUGCGCUGCAGCGACCACCGGAUGUGCUGCUGCUGAUCGGCCCCUUCAUUGAUCGAGAGCAUCCUGAUGCAAGAGAUGGAUGUGUGGAGCAGACGUAUGAGGCGCUCUUUCAGCAGCACAUCCGGGCACAGGUGGAGGACUAUUGUGAGCGGGCAGGAGGCACGAGCAAGGUGCUGCUGUUGCCGUCACUGAGAGACGCACACCACACCAUGAUCUUUCCUCAGCCCCCAUUUGACUCGUCUGACUUUGAAGACCCGCGAAAGCAAGUCCUGAUGCUUGGAAACCCCUCCGCCUUCACACUCGAUAGCCAGAUUGGCAUCGCCUGCUCUUCCACCGACAUUCUCCGCCACCUCAGCAAGGAGGAGAUUGCCCGCGUGGCGCCAGGAGACAGCGCCACGUCAGACCGCAUGUCCAGGCUGGCAGCGCACGUGAUUGGCCAGAGGAGCUUCUACCCGCUCUUCCCUCCCCCACCCACCACCUGUCUCGACCUCUCCUGCUGCCCCCAAGCUCUGGACCUCCUCUUUGCUCCUCACCUCCUCUUCCUCCCAUCCGACCUCGUCCCUUUUGUCAAG